Messenger RNA from Sorex fumeus (smoky shrew), 1647 nucleotides. RefSeq names its product LHFPL tetraspan subfamily member 6 (gene LHFPL6). The record is from RefSeq and is a predicted model, not a curated record. Lineage: Eukaryota; Metazoa; Chordata; Mammalia; Eulipotyphla; Soricidae. Bases 46 to 648 code for a protein of 200 amino acids. The transcript is spliced from 3 exons. Gene Ontology annotation, cellular component: membrane.
CCCCCAGUAGCCCUCUGGGGUCCUCGUUGACACAGUCUGUGAACGAUGGCAUCCAGUCUGACUUGCACCGGAGUGAUCUGGGCUCUGCUCUCCUUUCUCUGUGCUGCCACCUCCUGCGUGGGCUUCUUUAUGCCUUACUGGCUCUGGGGCUCCCAGCUGGGCAAGCCUGUGUCCUUCGGCACUUUCCGGAGGUGCUCCUAUCCCGUGCACGAUGAGAGCCGGCAGAUGAUGGUGAUGGUGGAGGAGUGUGGGCGUUAUGCCUCUUUCCAGGGCAUCCCCAGCACAGAAUGGAGAAUCUGUACCAUCGUGACAGGCUUGGGCUGUGGCCUUCUCCUCCUGGUGGCGCUCACUGCCCUCAUGGGAUGCUGUGUCUCUGAGCUCAUCUCCAGGACAGUGGGAAGAGUGGCCGGAGGAAUCCAGUUUGUGGGGGGAUUGUUGAUUGGUGCUGGCUGUGCCCUCUAUCCCUUGGGUUGGGGCAGCGAGGAAGUUCGGCAGACUUGUGGCUACAUUUCUGGCCAAUACGACUUGGGUAAGUGUGAAAUAGGCUGGGCUUACUACUGCACGGGAGCUGGGGCCGCUGCUGCCAUGUUGCUCUGUACCUGGCUGGCCUGCUUCUCAGGCAAGAAACAGAAGCAGUACCCCUACUGACUUGGAGCCACCAGAAGCAGAGAGGACGACCUGACGGGGCUCGGAGGAACUGAGAUACCCAGCAACUUUCAGGAGGAGGAAUCGUGGCUCUAUUCGUACUGUGCAAUUGAAAUGAAACCCAAUGGAUUCCAAAAUGCUAUGUAAUGUAGAUGUGUUCUGCAAGAAUUUCAGAAUUUCAUGAAAGAAAAGGAGGUACUAGAGAAAAUUGGACUGAAAGGCUGAAAAUAUUGCAGGAUGUUGAGUGUUUUUCUUCCAUAGGGUAUUAUUCAUGUAGACCACAUACACAUGCGAAACAAAUUUAUGUAUGCAAACGGGGGGUUUGAUGGGGCUUUGCUUGAAGAUGGGGACUCAGAGAAGAUUCAAAAGGGCUAGUAGACACAGUAUUAUGUUGAGAAGCAGGGAAAUCCCCAGGUGUUCCUGUAGGCCAUGGCACUUCUGAAAGCACAUGAGCACAUACCAAUGUCUGCAUCUUCACACAUGCCCAUGCACAAGCAGAAAUCACCCCACAGAGUGCACGAGAAGGUUAGUGGCACAUUACGCUGGUUUUCUUUUUAAUAGACAUUUAAAAUACAGUAUUAUUAUACAGCAUACAUUCAACCUAAUAAAUGGACCAAUAUGCCACUCUAUCAGUAUUUUGUAUAUCCUACACAAACUCUUUGAGCCCUCCACUUGUCUUCAGUGUUUAUGCAGACCUUUAGAGUUAAGCUUUUAUAGUUCCAUAUUAUUCAAGAUAUGCAAUACUUCUCUGUCUGAGUAGCUUCUGCAAUGAUAUUCUUAUGAAGUUAAGAGUCAGCUUCCUGUCCAUCUUAGGAGAGAGCACAGCUGAAGAUAAACGAAUAAUAAGAGACACUUUGCCAUCAUUAGAUCUUGUUUUCUUUUGUCCAUUAUUGUACUGUGUUGUGCCACACUUGUUCAAUAUUAAUUUUGUAAAGAAUUAAAAAGUGAUAUUUUUGUUUGUAUUUGAAAAGCUCUGUGAAUAAAUUCUCUCUUUGGUCAAUA